This is a messenger RNA of Dromaius novaehollandiae (emu), 3947 nucleotides long. Its product is annotated as LON peptidase N-terminal domain and RING finger protein 1-like. The record is from RefSeq and is a predicted model, not a curated record. The transcript has 12 exons. Bases 81 to 1916 code for a protein of 611 amino acids. Lineage: Eukaryota; Metazoa; Chordata; Aves; Casuariiformes; Dromaiidae. Gene Ontology annotation, molecular function: ubiquitin protein ligase activity; protein binding.
GAGCCGGGCCCCUGGGCUGAGCCGGGCCCCUGGGCUGAGCCGGGCCGCGCGGGGCCGCAGGCAGCGCCGGCCCGAGGGCGAUGCGCCGCUGCCCCCGCCGGGGCCGCAGCCCCCCGCGGCCGCCCGCCCGCCUCCGGGGCGCGGACGUGCUGCGGUGCCCCUGCUGCCGCCUGCUGCUCUGCGAGCCCGUCACCGUGUCGUGCGGGCACUCCUUCUGCGAGCCGUGCCUGGGGGCGGCCCUGCCCGCCCGCUGCCCCCUGUGCCAGGAGCGGCUGCGGCUGCUGGGCGUCGGGGCGGCGCGGCGCAACGUGCUGCUCUGCGGCCUCCUGGCCAAGUGCGCGCGCGGCGAGCGGCCGCCGGGGCGGGCGGCCCGGGCGCGGCUGCGGGCGGCCCGCGAAGGCGUCGAGCUGGCUCCAGAUGACACUUCCCUGCGGCUGUGCCGGGCAGAGGCGUAUGUGGCCCUGGGGCAGUAUCCAGAGGCGCUGGAGGACCUGGACGUGGUGUGCAGGGCUAAGCCUGGAGAUGGAGAGGGCUUCUUCAGGAAAGGGAAGGUGCUUCUGGAGAUGGGGCGGAGAGCUGAAGCCCUGUUGGAGUUUGAGCACUGCCUUGUGUUAAGUCCCCCUUUCCCUGCUGCUCGGAGCGAGCUGGAGAAGAUCCUCGCGCAGGAUGACUCUCCUUGGCCAAGCGUGGCUGCAGAGCUCUCAACUGCUGUCCACUGGGGCUCAUCCAGCCGCCGAGCAGGGGAAGAAGGAUCAAGCACUGGGCUCACAUCCGCCCCUGCACAAGAGUAUGCUCAGGUUCAGGAGGGAGUGACGGAGGAUGGCAGUGGGGAAGCUGUGCCUGGGGGUGGCCAGCUGAUGCCUGCCCUUUCCCUGCCGGGGAGACAGCAAGACUUGGAUGCUUUGGCAGAGAGCCAGGAAAGGCAGUUGUCGGACAGUGAAGAGGAAGCAGCAGCAGGAGACCAGCCGUGCCUGGGGGACCUGCUGAGUAUAUCCGACCUGGAGUGUUCCCUCUGCAUACGGAUGUUCUUUGAGCCAGUGACAACACCGUGUGGGCACACCUUCUGCAAGGAGUGCCUUGAACGCUGCCUGGACCACAGGCCCAACUGCCCCCUCUGCAAACAGAGCCUGAGAGAGUACCUAAAGGCUGGAAGUUACAACCCCACUGUGCUGCUGCAGGAGAUCAUGCUGGCCACCUUCCCCUCCCAGCUGGCUGAGCGGAGAGAGCUGCACCAGGCCGAGAUGGCAGAGCUCUCCAAUCUGACCAAGAACAUCCCCAUCUUCGUAUGCACGAUGUCCUUCCCAGGCAUCUCGUGCCCUCUGCAUGUCUUUGAGCCUCGCUACCGCCUCAUGAUACGGCGGUGCCAGGAGACCGGUACGAGGAGGUUCGGCAUGUGCAUCUACGAGAAUGGAAAAAGCUUUUCCGACUAUGGCUGCAUGCUGGAGAUUCAACAGAUUGAGUUUCUGGCAGAUGGAAGAUCCCUGGUGGACACGAUAGGGAGGCGGCGGUUCCGAGUGCUGAGACGGGGACACAGAGAUGGCUACAACACUGCUGAUAUUGAGUAUCUGGAGGACAAGAAGGUGGCCGGGGAGGAGCUGGAGGAGCUGCAGUGCCUGCAUGAGAGCACCUACCAUUUGGCUCAGAGGUUUUGUGAGCAUGGAGAUGUUGCCUCCAGACACAUUUUGAUGCAGCAUGGACCCCUGCCGGAGAAGGAGGAGGACAUCCAGGCUUCUGCUGACGGACCAGCCUGGUGCUGGUGGCUCAUCUCCGUCUUGCCCCUUGACCCAUCCUACCAGCUGACGCUCUUCUCCACCACGUCUCUGCGGGCCCGCCUGGCCCAGCUGCAGCGCAUCCUCACGGCGCUGCUGCAUGCCCACCCCGGCGGGCUCCCGCAUGGCCCCCAUGGCCAGGUCUGAGGGGCCUGCUGUGUGCCUGGCGCAGUCUACGCCAGGGAGAGCUUCACCUAGCUGGUCUCCUUCUGUGUUUCUUCAUGGUUUUAGCACGGUUGGAUUCCCCCAAAGCAACCUCAGUGACGAGCCAGGCAUCUGCCUCCCUGGGAGCGCGGAGGCAGCCGGCAGUGAUACCAUGCCGUCCAUGUAAGCCGCUUUGGUGCCGCAGGCACUCUGUGCCACCGGGAGGGAAGGUGGCAAGUCUCAUGGCAGGGACGAGGCCAGAAAACUGGGUUGUGUCCUGGGAACCAAAAUCCCUCGGUGAGCUGCUUUGGUGCCAAGGAAGUCUCUCUGUAGGGCACAGGAAUGAGCACCAGGACACCCUUGGUUUUGGGUCUUCCUCUUUACUAAACAGCUAUGAUGUUCUUCAAAAGGGCCUGCCCUGCACAGUGAGGGAGGAGGGUGGUUAGAAGCUUGGGAGAGGCUGUGCUGGGAUGCGGAGAGGUCCCUGCGGCUUUUCCAGACCUCGGGUGCUGAAGGUUCAGCCUCCGUUUAGAAGUCUGACUUGACUGUCCUUCAGACUAGAAGAAAGGGUAGAUGAAACAAUCUGAAUCUCACAGUUCUGCUUCUGACAGUCUCCUUGGCCAUGCAGCGAAGAGACUCUCCGAGCACAUCCUGGUCUACACGUCCCUUCCUCUGGGUGUCCUUGGCUCCCUGGCUGUCUUUGCCAUGCCGGACUUGCAGGGAGCAUCCCCGGUACGGAGCAGUGCGGGAAUGCCAUGGCUGCCUAGCCUGAUGGCCAGGGAUACUGCCGUCCUGAAAUGUGCUGUGGGAAGGGAGGGGUUUGGUAGUGUUAGGGCUUUUCUCCCUGCUCAAAGACGGUGGUUCUGGAUCCUGCUUGGGCUCAGAGUGCAGUUUUGGACCUGGUCGCCAGCGCUGGGGAGAAGGUGCUGGCUGCACAUGCCUGGCUGCUGCUCGUUGCUGAAUACAGGGGGAAGAGUAACUCCUGCCCAUGCAGGCUGGGGCUCUCCUCCAUAGAAAUCCUGAAGGUUUGGGAUUUUUGUCUCCCACCCAUAAUUUCAGUGGGUUUGAGUUAAAAUUUAGGAAUAAUAUCCACUUAGCGAGUCACUGGAUUAAACUCUUUCCAGAAUCUUAUCUGUGUCUUUCCCAUAUGCUCCACACGCCAUCUGGGGGCUCUGUGAGCUGUUACAUGUGUGUGGGAGAGAAAAUUGGGUUGGGGCUACAGUGCUCUUUACGGCAUCUGAAUCAUCUCAGCAUCUGUCUGUGCCCUGGGAGUGCUGGGUCCUGCUCCCGCCUGGGUUAGUCUGCCCUGACCUCUGGGGUAGGGGGCUCCACCCCGGACCUGCCCCCAGUGACCACCUUUUCCCUUCCCCCUCUCUCCGGGAUCCAGAGGUUUCACUGUUUCCUCUCCAACACAGUGCCUCCCUGGAGCGAGGGUUGGACUGAGCUGAGCUCUUGCUCCCGAGGGACCAUGGGGAGAGCAGAUUGGCUGAGGGUAAUAUGAAGCUGGAUUUGCUCCUCUACCUUUGAGCCAUGUCCUCUCCCAUUUUGCCACUGUUUCUCUAGAACAGUGUGACUCCCUCGAAGGGGCUGCAGCCUGUCUGACUGGAGCAGGCAGGAGAGGCAAUGGUGGGACUCCCCGUGGCUGUCCAAGGGCACCUGCAUGCAGGUGGCAGAGCAUGCUGGCUCCCCACCACUGAAUUUUGGGAAGUGCCUUUCUUUUCCUGUCUUUUCAGCCAGUGACCCCCCAGAGCUCCCUGUGUGCCCUCUGAGCUGCUGCCUUGCCAUGUGCAGGAGCUCUGCCUGGGCAGCGAGGAGAGGAUGGUGCGGUGGGGAUGCAGGGGGAAGCGUGUGGCUGCCCCGUGCUGGGAGGGUUCCGGGUUGGUGUUUGGAGAGAGCCAGGGCCCAGAGCCACUUCUGCCUGGCCUGUUUCAGGAAGGGACCUGUGCAAAUCUCUCCAGUUUGCUUGGAGUGCCUUUGGAGUUUGUAUUAGUGUUCUGCCUGGUCAUUGAAAUAAAGGCUUUUGUUUGUUUGUUU